UUUAGUGAGACGGCGAUAGCGACACCAGGCACCUUCCGGUGUGUCCUGAUGACUGGCCAGGAUUUAAUUCCUUUAUGUGCUCCUUUAGUUGCCUUAGGAAAAGUUCCAUUCUCAUCCCGCUCGAAAAAUGGGCUCAGCUAUAAGUAGAGUGGUGGCCUAAAUAUCUGAUUCUAAUUUCAGCGAACUGGGUCCAUUGUGACGCAUAGUUGCCUCACAUAAAUCUCUGCGGAUGUCCCAUUAAUGUUCGAGUUGCAUUUGCAAGUGCAAUUCUUGGCGCACAUAAUAUGGGGCAUUCAGUUUCAGCUGUUCGGUUCGUAGAACAGAAGCAAAUGGGUGGCAACAGUUGGCGGCCAAUUGAAACUAAUGAAUAAAUUACUCGUGCAGUGUGUAAGACACUAAAAUUGAUGAGCGAAGUUUAGCAUGGGUGUGAACCCAUAGAUACAUGUAGUCAUAUAUCUAUCUACGUUCGGUUUAUAUAGCUCGCUGGGCCGGAAUUAUUUCAAAUUGUGCAAUACUGUGACAGCAAUAAAUGCAUGCUUGAUGGGCUGGAAUGAAGCCACCAAAUCAAAACAAAAUAAUUAAGAUAAGUUGAGCAAUGGAUAUCUUGUAGUAUCUGUAUCCAACAGAUACACUUGUAUCUUGGGCUGCUUUUCAAUGAAUCUCUAUGGGGAUCAGCAUCAGUUGCUUAUGCAAGGUAGUUUUUGAAAUGUUCUGCUCACUUUCAAGCCAACUAUUUGCUUACCAGAGGUAACACCUUUCAGUUGGAAGGUUGCUCCAAUGUCAAAAGCAAAGACACCUCCUUUGCUGCAGCCUGGCUGCUUAGCAUUCCGGUCAGCAGUCGGAUAGGAGCUAUAGAAUGGACGACUCCCAUGCCAAUUUGUUGCUGUGUGCAAGAAUUUCCAGCAUGUCCACAACAAAGGCAACAAACAAUAAAGACAAGUGCAGCAACAAUGGAACGGUAAACGCGCCCAAGAAAACUGAGCAGCUCAUUUAUGGAAAUUAUUAAGUGCAAGCUCGGACCAAAGCGGUUACUUCUCCCCAGUCAAACGGCAUUAUUAUGCGUACAUAUUUUUAUGGGCAAGUGGACGGGAAUGGGCACACAAGCUGCCAGCUCAAGUCUUAAUAACCGAGAGCUAAUUAAAUUUGGGACCCUCUUGAUAAAACUAUUAAAACUGGCGAGUUGGGAAAUCUUGGAAAAGUUGCUGCCUUAAACGUGGAAACCAUGAGAAAACCAGUUACCAAACCGCAAACCACUCCCACAGGACGAAGGACCCUAUAUAACCGCCUUUCCCAAGCAAAACUAGCCACAUAACACCUUCAGAAUGGAGCCAGUGCAGUACAGCUACGAGGAUUUCGCCCGAUUACCCACGACGGUGUUUUGGAUCAUGGGCUACGACAUGCUGGACGUACCAAAGAGCCGCUCCCGCAGGAUACUCAACCGGAUAUAUCGCUUCCUGUGCCUCGCCAGCCAUGCGGUCUGUGUGGGCGUUAUGAUAUUUCGCAUGGUGGAGGCGAAGACCAUUGACAAUGUGUCGCUAAUCAUGCGCUACGCCACUCUGGUCACCUAUAUCAUCAACUCGGACACCAAGUUCGCCACCGUCUUGCAAGGCAAUGCCAUCCAAAGCCUGAACUUAAAACUGGCCGAACUGUAUCCGAAAAGCACGCUGGACAGGAUCUAUCACCGGGUGAAUGAUCACUACUGGACCAAGUCAUUUGUAUAUUUGGUUAUUAUUUACAUUGGUUCAUCGAUUAUGGUUGUCAUUGGACCGAUUAUUACGUCGAUUAUAGCCUACUUCACACAAAACGUUUUCACCUACAUGCACUGCUAUCCAUACUUCUUGUACGAUCCUGAGCAGGAUCCGGUUUGGAUCUACGUUGGCAUUUAUUCUCUGGAAUGGCUGCACAGCACACAGAUGGUCAUUUCGAACAUUGGCGCGGAUAUCUGGCUGCUGUACUUUCAGGUGCAGAUUAAUCUGCACUUUAGAGGCAUUAUACGUUUGCUGGAGGAUCACAAGCCCAGUGUGAUGCACGACCAGGAAGACAGGCAAUUCCUUGCGAGAAUUGUGGACAAGCAAGUUCGCCUGGUCAGUUUGCAAAACGAGCUGAACGACAUCUUUGGCGGAUCGCUACUUUUGAGCCUGCUGACCACCGCAGCGGUUAUCUGCACGGUGGCGGUGUACACUCUGAUUCAGGGUGCCACUUUGGAGGGCUUCACCUAUGUGAUCUUCAUCGGGACUUCGGUGACGCAGGUCUACCUAGUGUGCUAUUACGGUCAGCAAGUUCUCGAUUUGAGCGGCGAGGUGGCCCACGCCGUGUACAAUCAUGAUUUCCACGAUGCCUCUAUUGCCUACAAGAGGUACCUGCUCAUCAUCAUUAUCAGGGCACAGCAGCCGGUGGAACUGAAUGCCAUGGGUUACCUGUCCAUUUCACUGGACACCUUUAAACAGCUGAUGAGCGUUUCCUACCGCGUUAUCACCAUGCUUAUGCAGAUGAUUCAGUAGAGAGCAAUAAAAGCACGGAGUUUGCAACUUUGGACGCUUUAAUCGCACUACGCUAGUAACUAUGCUUCUAUACAACUAGAUCACUUGGGAUCCGAGGGCAGCUUGAAGCCCACCAAAUCGGCGGUAUCCCUUACGGAUCUCUCGCCCCUCCCGUGGAAUUCCUUGUACAGCUCCACGUACUUGCGCUGGCUGGUCAGGUAGGUCAGGUAGGUUUGGCCCAGGAAAGUCGCCUCGUUGCGAGCCUUGCAGACUUGCUGCUCCGUGGUGGCGAACUUCUUGUAUUGCGCCAGAAUGUAACGCGCGGCCAGCGAGUCCUUGAUGCAUCCAUUAGGUGAUGCUUGGCGCAAUUCGUGCAGCAGGGAGCGCAGCACCUUGGUUCCCGCCAUUCUAAACACAAUAUUACAAUAGCAUUUUAGAGAAAUUAGAGAAGCAAUCAGCGACUUACGUGAUAUUCAGGAAAAUUCGUUGUUUCUGCCGAACAGCUGCUUGCUACAGAGUUGCCACCUAGCCAAAAAUUAAAAUACAGUGAUCACUACAAUCAUUGAACAAAUAACGCUGGACCUUGUUUUUUAUAAUAAUCAAUAGUUAGGGAAAUUACAACCAUCAAUAAAUUUAGAAAAGCUACCUAUAGUUUGACCACAAAUAUAAUGAAAUCCACUCGUCAUAUAAACGGAAUAUUUACAUUUUUUUUAUUUUAAAUAUAUAAGAUUUUCUUUUUUGAAAUUGGCUGAUAGUGCUAUACAAAUCUAGAAGUGCAAAUGCCUGAUUGGAAAACAAGGACAACCAAUAAGGGAAGGGUAAAAUCCGAUAAGAUUGUUGAACUAAAAAUACAAACAAUGAAUCCAGUUGGAAAAAACAAUUUAUUUUAAAAGUUAUUUAGCAGUACACCGAACUCGUAGCUAGUUGGCUGUUUACUUCCUGGGCUUGCCGGCGGCUGGCUUCUGGCCGGGCUUCUUGCCAGCGGCUCCCUUGGCGCCAGGACCACCCUUGGUGACCUUGCCGGCACCGGCCUUGGUACCCUUGGCACCAGCGGCAGGCUUCUUCUUGGGCUCGGGCUUGGCCUUGGGGGCCUUCACCGGCUUGACGAGCGCCUCGCGCUGGCUCUUCAGGGCCUUGACGAUCUUCUGCUCCUCGAUGAGGAAGGCGCGCACGAUGCGCUCGCGCAGGCAGCUGUGGCAGAGCACUCCACCGUAGGUCCUGGACACGGUCUUCAAGCGCUUGGACAUGCGGGGACGCUCGCUGGGGCGGGAUGGGGUGAUACCCUUCAACUUCUCCUUGCACUGGCCGCAACGGGGCACGGUGGGGUUCUUCUUCACAUACUGGUAAACCAGACGUC
Molecule: messenger RNA, 3837 nt
Organism: Drosophila yakuba
Lineage: Eukaryota; Metazoa; Arthropoda; Insecta; Diptera; Drosophilidae
Gene: Or85f
Product: odorant receptor 85f
Exons: 5
Coding region: 1323-2501 (392 amino acids)
Biological process (GO): detection of chemical stimulus involved in sensory perception of smell; sensory perception of smell
Cellular component (GO): plasma membrane
Molecular function (GO): odorant binding; olfactory receptor activity
Source: RefSeq, a predicted model, not a curated record